Messenger RNA from Diversispora eburnea, 348 nucleotides. The record is from the annotation of a GenBank genome assembly. NCBI's taxonomy places the organism in Eukaryota, Fungi, Glomeromycota, Glomeromycetes, Diversisporales, Diversisporaceae.
AUGGCUGAUUUAGUUUGGCUCCUUGUCAGGAACAAUAAUUCCUUCUUGGUUAAACGUAACGGUGUUCAGUUUACCUCUGAACCUAAUAAUAUAACCAACACAAAUUCAUUCAAAUAUUCGGGACUUGCCAAUGAUAAAGCAAUUGGUAUAAUUCCAAAUAAUUCCUCUCCUUCCAGUAAAAAAGCCAAAGGAGUAACUGUUGUCAAUAAAAAAACCAAGACAGCAUCUUAUAAACCAGCAAAAGGAAUUAAUAAAGUGAACUUGACAAAAGGAGUACGUAAAUCAGCUAAAAGUUUUAUUAAUUCUUAUACAAAAGUAGAUUAUCGUCCUGACUUGCGCAAGGUUUGA